CGGCCGUUGGGCGGGGCCCGGGAGAUGCAGGGCCUCGGGGUGGAGGCGCCGGUUCCGCCUGGAAGCCGUCGUCAUGGUGUCCCCCGUGGUGUACCUGGUGGCGGCGGCUCUGCUUGUCGGCCUUAUCGUUUUCCUUACUCGCAGCCGGGGCCGGACGACAGCAGCUGGCCAAGAACCAUUGCACAAUGAGGAGCAGCCGGUAGUAACAGGCUCAGGGGCCCAGCCUCGGCCCCUGGAACCUGAGGAGCAGAGAGUCGGGGGCAGGCCCCGGCGCCGGAGAGACCUGGGCAGUCGCCUGCAGGCCCAGCGUCGAGCCCAGCGUGUCGCCUGGGCAGAAGUGGAUGAGAAUGAGGAGGAGGCCAUCAUUCCAGCCCGGGAGGAAGAAGGUAUCGAGAAGCCGGUGGAAAGUCACCUGUCAGGGAAAAUUGGAGCCAAGAAACUACGGAAGCUAGAGGAGAAACAGGCGCGAAAAGCCCAGCGUGAGGCAGAGGAGGCUGAGCGUGAGGAGCGGAAACGCCUCGAGUCCCAGCGGGAGGCAGAGUGGAAGAAAGAGGAGGAGCGGCUUCGCCUGGAGGAGGAACAAAAGGAGGAGGAAGAGAGGAAAGCCCGGGAGGAGCAGGCCCAGCGGGAGCACGAGGAGUACCUGAAACUGAAGGAAGCCUUCGUGGUGGAGGAGGAAGGUGUGGGCGAGACCAUGACUGAGGAACAGUCCCACAGCUUCCUGACUGAGUUCAUCAACUACAUUAAGCAGUCCAAGGUUGUGCUCUUGGAAGACCUGGCUUCCCAGGUGGGCCUGAGGACUCAGGAUACCAUAAACCGCAUCCAGGACCUGCUGGCUGAAGGAACUCUGACAGGUGUGAUUGACGACCGGGGCAAGUUCAUCUACAUAACCCCCGAGGAACUGGCUGCCGUGGCUAACUUCAUCCGACAGCGGGGCCGGGUGUCCAUCACUGAGCUUGCCCAGGCCAGCAACUCCCUCAUCGCCUGGGGCCAGGAGCCCCCUGUCCAGUCCCCAGCCUGACCUAGCUCUUGCCUUUUGGACUGGGAGCUAGCACAGCCUACCUGGCUGUACAACUUGAACCCUCCCCUCCACCCUCGGGGAGAGAUGGAAUGUGGCCAGGCAGUUAUAGAUUAAAGGCCUGUGAGCACUGCUGAGCUUGGUGUGGCUUGGUGUGACAGAAGGCCUGGCCUGGGAUCGCAGGUGAGCAAGUGAAGUCUAGUCCUCAGAACAAAUCUUGGGGGUGAAUGGGAGGAGACUGUGGAGGCAGAUGAAAGUUCCAUUCUUACCAUGCAUUCAUUUGUUGAAACAGAAUAUUGAGCAUUUAUUGUGUUCCUUUGUACCCUACAAAGAUGAGGAUUUCUUUCCCUCCCCCGCUUCCCAGAGCAAAAGUGAGCAACAUCUCUCCUAACUGGGGAGGAAGGUCUCACUGUUGGUUAUAUGGAUGGUUUCAGGAGUCCUACAGAGGACUGAGAGCCCUUAAGGAGAAGAGGGAAGUGCCAAGGAUAGAGUCCUAAGGAACAUCAGCCUUUGAGAGGGAGGGAAGGGAGGGACAGAGGCUAGGCAGGUAGAAGGGAGCAAGGAACCUGCUUGAGCUGGAUAGAGUGGUGCAGUGGAGAGAUGCCCUUCCUACAGUCUAUCCCAUGAAUUUAGCUCUCUAUCCUGGACAGAAAGUUUAAACGGUGUGGGUGAUUCCACCCACUGGUGGAUGUAAGGACCAUAUGCUUAGGAGUGGGUGUGAUGGGAGAUGUCUCUCUCCUAUAGGGUCAGUCACUCCGGUUCCCGUGGGCUGUUCGGGGCGUGAGCAUCCUGCUGUGCUGAGGGUGAGGCAUGGGUUUAAAUGUGUAUUUUUUAUGCAAGGUUGCCCCUAAACAUAGACCACCUACUUCUUCUGCCUGGUAGAGGAGGCAGCUUUCUGUUCGCACCCUGGAGGAAAUGGUCUAUGGAGAUGGUGAUGGAGACAGGACAUCAGGCCGUAGGGUAGAGCCUUCCUGAGUGUCAUCAAGGAUGAUUUUGACUCACUUGGUGCCAUAAAUAUUAACUGUAGUGCUUAAAUUCUAAGUGAGGCGUGACUACUGCUUCUGUCAGCUACAGGCACUCGGAGUCACCUGGAGCUAGGAAGGGCCACGUGCAUUGUUUGGAACGCCAUCUGGGAGCCCACAGUCCAGUAGGAGAGGGAAGAAACAGAGAAAGGUACUGGCAGUAUGAGAAAGAAACAUAAAAUUAUAAAGGGAAAAGAAAGCUUACAGUCUGAGUGAUGCUUCUGAGCUCUGGUUGCUCAUUAGAAGCCCCUGGGGAGUUGUCAGCAGUGUCAUGCCAGGCUGCAUCCUGAACCAGUGGAAUCAGAAUCUCUGGGGGUGGGACCCAGGCAGCAUCAGUGGGAGAUUCCAGCGGGCGCCUAGGUUGAGAAGGUGGUGGGGGUGGGGUGGAGAGACAGGCCAUCAAGUUACAAGUAAUUAAAAUCUCCUCUGGAAAGGGCUUCUCCCAGAGCAAGACAGCAGCUCCAGGUCUCCUCCACCCUUUCCCUCCACCCUCAGCCACUGCCAUCCAGGCAGCAGGAGGACUGUAGCAGCUCCAGCUCCUCAUUCCACCCUCCCUCCACAGGCCAGGAGGGAGGAAGAGGCACAUCCCUUUCUCACAUCCUGGAAGCCUUCUAAAACCCCUUAUGUCCCAAGGGCUUAGUGUGGAGGAGAAAACCUAUGACCCUUUGUGCAUUUUUUAGCGAUCAAUCCACUAAUCUAAGAAAUUUAUCAAAUGAGCAGUUCUUGAAAUAGUGAUUAACUUUUUUCUAAGUGCGUAUAAACCGCUUUCACAAUAAAUGGAAACUUUCAGGUUUAA
Molecule: messenger RNA, 2836 nt
Organism: Callorhinus ursinus (northern fur seal)
Lineage: Eukaryota; Metazoa; Chordata; Mammalia; Carnivora; Otariidae
Source: RefSeq, a predicted model, not a curated record